Messenger RNA from Prorocentrum cordatum, 2229 nucleotides. Lineage: Eukaryota; Dinophyceae; Prorocentrales; Prorocentraceae. The record is from the annotation of a GenBank genome assembly.
AUGGCCCCGACGCGCAAGGAGAAUGCUUCGCCAUGGUACUGCAAGUGGUGCAGGCACGACGUCACGAAUCAGCCGUGGUUCAAUGCCUCCACCCUUGUCUACUGUAAGAAGUGCGGCCUGCACAAGAGCAACUGUUUCAAGGAAAACAAAGCAGCGUCGCAGCCCAGUGUCUCGGCCAAGCAGCAGUCGCUCGCGGCCAAGGUCAAGGAGCUCGAGGCGCAGCUCACCAAGCUCCGAGAGCAUCCCCCCAGGGCAUGGGCCUGCGACUACGGGUACAGGUUGGACGCCGAGCUCUUUCAAGAUAGGCCCAUCGAGCAUCAGGCCAGGUCUUUGGCGUCAAGAUUGUCUUCCGCCCGUUCGCGACAGGCUACCAUCCAGGCCACCCGUGACGAGCAGCAGAAGAAGAUCGACGAGCUCACCCGCGGCCUGGCCGACACGGACUCCAAGUUGCAAGAGGCCGCGGCGGAGGUCCUCCGCCUGGAGCAGCAGACCCGCACCGCCAUGUCGCGAGUCCAGCCGCCCGAGGGCACGCAGCCACCGACGCUUGCGGACUUGCUGCCCACCUUCGCGGUCAGUGUGGAGCAGCUGGGCAAAGUUGCAACAGGCCUCGGUCUUGGCGCCGACAUGGUCAAGGAGCUGCAAGCUAUGGCCGACACGGUCAGCAAGCUGCAGAGUUUGCCCCAGGCCAAGCCGCCUGAACCUGCACCUGCUCAUGCUGAUGCGGAUGAAGCUAGUGCUGAGCCACCUGACAUCGAGAUGUCUGAGCAGGAGUACCGUGAGACGCUCGGUGCAGCAGGGGUCCACGUCGAAGAGAGCGACACCCCCGACAUCGUGCGCGAGAAGUUCAAGCGUCUUCAGCAGAGCGACUUGGACACUGUGGCCAAGAAGGGGGGAGAGGGAUUCAGCCCCUCAUCGUCACACCUCCCUGCCCACAACGGCUUCCAGUACCAUGACCUCGGCUGGGACUACGGCGCCUACAUUAUUUCCCCCACUGGCCCGCUCCUCGGGGUGGGGGGCAGCUCCGACCUUGACUGCGGCUCCGCCUACGUCGAUUGCGCCUGCAGCUGGGUCUUUGGCGUCCACGGCAUCACAGAGGGCUGCUCCGCCUACGCCUACGCGGUUGGCCCCUGGCAGCACGCGCUGCUCACCGACCUCACCUUCGGGGGGCGGCGGCAGAGGGCGCCGACCGUCUUCGGACGGCACGCACCGCUCACCGCCCUUGCCCUCGGAGAAUCCAGGCUUGGCGAGUUUCAGGCCAGGGCCUUGGACGCUGGAUGGCAUGGGCUAUGGGCCCCGUCGCCCACUACGGGUGACUCAGCCACGUCCAACUUCGGAGGGGUCGCUGUACUCGUGCCGACGUACAUUAUGGUCACGGCCCCACCUGAUGACGGGCACAUUAUCUAUCCAGGACGAGCAGUUUGUGCACAGAUUAACUGGGGAGUUGCUGGCGGUAUCAUUGUCGCCAGUGUUUAUCUUGUCACGUCCAUUGGCAUCUCGGGCGAAAACAUUGAGGUGCUGUGGGCCUUGGCCCAGAGGGUGGCAGCAUGGAACUCACGGGACCUCGACUGGAUCCUAGGCGGCGACUGGAACGCCGACAUCGAUGCGCUUAAUGUUCGCAACUGGGUCGAGACCAUGGCAGCCAUCCACUAUGUGCCUGACCAGCACACCUGCAUCACCGACGAGGGCAAGAGCACCAUAGACUAUUUUGUUGUCUGUGCCAAAUUAGCGUCUCGCAUCAAGGGCAAGCCAGGGGUCCAGUAUGACUCCACGGUCGUGCCGCCGCCGCACUUCCCUGUGGAGCUGCAGCUCAUGGGCGAGGAUCGCCCCACGUGGCAUCCCUACCCGUGGCAUAUGCUCCAGACAGAGUUCCAACGGGUCAGCAGUGUCGACGACCUGAGCUCGCUCUGGGACUCUGUGCUGCGGGGGGUGGACUACGAGCUGGCAGGGCGCUACGACUGCGUGGGCGCUAAGGCCAUGCAGUACAUCGGACGUGAAGGGCCGCCGCAGUUCAAGUGGCAGCACCUGUCAUGGCAGCCGCCGCGCAGGCGUACCUACAAGGAGCCGACUGUGCUGGCCUGGGCCACGGCGAAGCGCUGGGCCCAGCACCUCGUGGCCGAGAAGAAGCGGCUUGUGAGGUACAUCGAGCGCCUCAAGCUGUGUGCCGCCGUUUGCGCCAUCACGCCGCUGCAGUACACCAAGGUCGUCGUGGCCUUCAAUGAAGUGGGCUGA